Zea mays is the source of this 2417-nucleotide messenger RNA. RefSeq names its product translation initiation factor IF-2. The record is from RefSeq and is a predicted model, not a curated record. The transcript is spliced from 2 exons. Bases 1084 to 1971 code for a protein of 295 amino acids. NCBI's taxonomy places the organism in Eukaryota, Viridiplantae, Streptophyta, Magnoliopsida, Poales, Poaceae.
GGGUACGAAAGCACCGAAGCAGAGGGCACAGGGCAGAGAGAGAGACGUACGAGUACUCAGGACGGACCACCAUCCACAUGCUAGCUGUGCAUCGCUGCUCUCACAGGCAGAGGCUGGGGUCAUGGCGGCGGCGGCACGCAGCAUCAAUGCCAGCGAGUAGCAGUGGUUCAUGGUAGCUUUCAUUGCAGCUGCAUCGUUUCAGUGAUCCGUCCGUCCAUCCACCAAAAAAAAAAAGACUUGAUUGCCAACCGCUGAGUGCGAGAGCUCCGCCUUCGGCCUUCCGCUCCUGCCUGCCCCCCGAAGCAGACAGAGCCACAGAGGAGACCACUUGUGCCGCUCGAUCGUCGCUGUCCUCCGUGCGCCGCCCGGGUACGUGAACUCCCGUACCAACGCUGCGCCUGCGCUGCACAAGUGGUGGUCCAAGACAAGAUGAACUGAAACACGGGCGCCGCUACCAUGACCUGCCGACUGCCGUCCGGCUACAAGACACGUCUGGUCCGCUCCUUCUCUCGAUGCUGGGCCGGACGAAUCAACACUGACGGCCCACUAUCUCGGUGUCACGGGGGCCUGUUAAAACAUCGCCUCGGCCACCCCGGCCGGCCGCGACUCGUCGUCAAAACUUCUGAUCGGGGAUGCGAUGGUGGUGGCUUCAUUCGUGGUCUCAAGCUUACCAGAGUGGCCUCUUUUUUUAUCAAGAGCGACGCCUGUUCGGAGGCGAACAUGCUGCCGUCCUCGACAAUAGAUUUUGGCCGUCUUUGAAGAUCGAUUCCGUGAUAAUGAACUAGUGAUAUCUACCUCGUUAUCAUUGUCAUGAGCAGAGCAGUAGUGCCGCAACCCAGCAAUUCGCCUCAAAUUAUCAAAUCGGUGAGUACAAUGUGCUGCCGCGCUUGUUUGAACUCGAAAUAUGCACAUUUACAAUUAUUAUUACAGCCAGCGGGGCAGCGAUAGAAACAACAAAACCCAUAGGAUACACCAAGAAGAAGCAUAGAACGUUAGAAGCCCCCGUCACACCUUGGCCCUUGCAUAUAACAACGGCAUAUGCACCUGUCCAGCUGAAGCACACGUCGAACUCGUCGUCAGAAAAUGGAAGAAGGCAACAACGAAUCAGCCGAGCUCCCCCCUGGCACAACCGCCAGUGUCCACAACAAGGCGCUGUCGGGGACCAGGGAGGAGGUGGAGCGCGGCCGCGAGGCGGCGGUGCAGGCGUGGCUGGCGUCCAUGCCGCUCGGCGAGGAGCUGGAGCGGCUCCGCACCGAACUAGCCGCGGCCAAGACCCGCCUCGCCGCGACGGCGGCCGAGAUACCGCUGCUCAAGUCGCGGAUCGAGUCCACGAACGCCGCGGUCGCCACGAGGCAGGAGGCGGCGGCGAGGAAGAAGGCCGCCGCGGAGGACCUCCGCCUGCGCGUCGACGGGGCGCGCGCCGAGCUCCGGCGGCUGCGCGCGGAGGUCGCGGCGUCGAGGGGCGCCAAGGACGCGCUGGAGCGGCGGGUGCUCGUCCGGCGCCAGGCCGCGCGGGCGCUUCAGCUGGCGGAGCGCGCCAUCGCGGCGGAGGCCCACGCGCUGGCGUGGUCCGCGGCCGCGGCCGCCGAGCUGGCCGCGCGCGCGCGCGGCGACGGGGAGGAGGACCCCCACCACGACGUCGUGGCGCUGCCGGCGCGGAAGCUCCAGGAGCUGCGCAGGCUCGUGGACGCCGAGGAGCGGAAGGCCGAGGCGCGCGUCGAGGAGGCCGAAGCAGCGCGGCACGCGGCGAAGGCGCGAAGAGCGGCGGCCUUGGCGAGGCUGAACGCAGCGCGCGCCAAGAGGCGAGUGGCUGCUGAAGCUGAAGCUGAGCUUCGUCGCCGCGCGGACGGGGACGACGCCCGCGGCACGCGGGCAAGCGCGCUGGCCCGGAGGAGCCGGAGCCGGAGCGGGAGGUCGUGCUUCGCGGUGAAGAAGCUGCGGAGGUUCCUGGGCAACCUAACCAAGGCUUGAGCGUUGAGGUGGCUGCGGGCGUUCAGAAGAGUUCUUCCUGAGCCGAAUUGUGGUUGGAGAAAUAGGGAAUUGUGUUGAGGUCAAAGGAUGCAUUUAUUUUGGAGGAGAUGCUGAAGCACAUGAAGGGGUGGCUGCAGAAAUAUCAACUGAGGCAUGAGUCAACAUCGGACAUUGGCGUCAUCUGAUUUUCUGGGGUUGUUUUCUGUCAGUCCUGAGCUUGGGUUUUAGCCAGUUUGGAAAUAUGGGUUAUUGUUGCUGUCUGCUGGAGCUGCUUAUGUUCAUCUUGAAGGAGAUGUCCCUGUUUGUAGUCUGGAAGAUGGGUGUUAGAGUGGAGUUUGUUUUGUUUUUGUGCCUGUUGUUGGGCCCAUGGAGCUGUGUGCAAUGUGUGUUGGUUCCUAUUCUGUAGUGUUUAGUUCAUGUUUGUUUUCUGGUGGUUCUGAUUGUAA